Messenger RNA from Saccostrea cuccullata (small rock oyster), 1155 nucleotides. RefSeq names its product replication factor C subunit 2-like. Gene Ontology annotation, cellular component: nucleus; DNA replication factor C complex. The transcript has a single exon. NCBI's taxonomy places the organism in Eukaryota, Metazoa, Mollusca, Bivalvia, Ostreida, Ostreidae. The record is from RefSeq and is a predicted model, not a curated record. Gene Ontology annotation, molecular function: DNA binding; DNA clamp loader activity; ATP binding. The coding region runs from base 27 to 1079 and encodes 350 amino acids. Gene Ontology annotation, biological process: DNA-templated DNA replication; DNA repair.
GUUGUCACCGGAAUCUAUUUUCAGAUAUGGCGGGAAAAAUGGCAGAUCAAGAAAUGGAAAUAGAUAUUCCUCCAACAAAGACAGCAUCAAAAUCUGGAGGAUCUCAUCAACAUGAACAGCCGUGGGUUGAAAAAUAUAGACCGAUAAAGCUGCACGACAUAGUUGGCAACGAAGAGACAAUUAGUCGCCUUGAAGUUUUCGCCAGAGACGGAAAUGUUCCAAAUCUGAUUAUUGCAGGUCCUCCUGGAACUGGAAAAACCACAAGUAUAUUAUGUCUUGCCAGAGCAAUGUUGGGACCUUCAUACAGAGAUGCUGUCCUAGAAAUGAAUGCAUCAAAUGACAGAGGUAUUGAUGUUGUGAGGAACAAAAUCAAGAUGUUUGCACAGCAGAAAGUUACACUGCCCAAAGGAAGACACAAAAUUAUUAUUCUAGAUGAAGCAGACAGUAUGACGGAUGGAGCCCAACAAGCUCUGAGGAGAACUAUGGAGAUCUAUUCAAAGACCACUAGAUUUGCAUUAGCCUGCAAUGCCUCGGAAAAAAUCAUUGAGCCCAUACAGUCACGGUGUGCAGUUUUACGAUACUCCAAACUGACUGAUGCUCAAGUGUUGAAGAGGCUGCUGGAAGUAACUGAGGAAGAAUCUGUUAGUUAUACUGAUGAUGGCCUAGAGGCCAUAGUCUUUACAGCCCAAGGAGACAUGAGGCAGGCUCUCAACAACUUACAGUCAACAUUUCAGGGUUUUGGACAUGUUAACAGUGAAAAUGUCUUCAAAGUUUGUGACGAACCACAUCCCAUGUUGAUUCAGGAUAUGCUUCAACACUGUGUUAAUGGCAAUGUGGAGGAAGCUUACAAAACUAUGGCACAUCUCUGGAAGCUGGGAUACUCAGCAGAAGAUAUAAUCACCAUUAUCUUCCGAGUAUGCAAAAACCAGAAUAUCCCAGAAUUCCUGAAACUUGAAUUCAUUAAAGAAAUCGGAUAUACACACAUGAGGAUUGCAGAAGGUGUUCAAUCCCUGUUACAGAUGUCAGCUUUGUUAGCAAGACUGUGUAAAAAAUCUGCUAUGCCAGGAAUGAAAGGAUAACACGUGAAUGAUAAAUAAACUUCAUAAUUUUUCAUAACUUUGAAGAGGUUGAAUAAAAUUAAUAUAAUAAGCUUUA